AUAAUCCACACAUUUAUUCAUUUAUAACACUCAAAAUGUAAAGAUCUCAAUGUCAGACAUUAAAUAAUAUGUGAGAAUAUAGGUCAGUGUAGUUUUUAACGGUUUGUGGCAACAAAAUUUGGAACAACAUAACAAAUAGUAUUGCAGUUUUAUAGUGAUUAAUCGAUUCAUCAAAUAAUUGGGGGGGGAAAUAAUCGACUGAUUUUCGGUGUUGUGCGAGAAACGCUCAGCUGUCACGUAAACUUACGCUGACGUCACGGUUGCCUUGGCAACAGAACAGCUGUUGAACCAAGAAACAUGGUCAGGGAGAUGUUAAUCCACUCAGCCUGACCACGGUCCACAACACCAACACCUGAGGGAGACAUGGGCCUGUUGUCCAUUCUUCGGAGGCUGAAGCAGUCUCCAGAGCAGGAGGUGCGCUUACUGUUGUUGGGUCUGGACAACGCUGGCAAGACCACUCUACUGAAACAGCUGGCAGCUGAAGAUAUCAGCCACAUCACCCCUACCCAAGGUUUCAAUAUAAAGAGUGUUCAGUCCUCUGGCUUCAAGUUGAAUGUUUGGGACAUUGGAGGUCAGCGCAAGAUCCGCCCCUACUGGAGGAACUAUUUCGAAAACACAGAUGUGCUGAUCUAUGUGAUUGACAGCUCAGACAAGAAAAGGCUUGAAGAGACAAGUCUGGAGCUGGCUGAGUUGCUGGAGGAGGAGAAGCUUGCUGCCGUGCCACUGCUAAUCUUUGCCAACAAGCAGGAUCUGAUGACAGCCACGCCAGCCUCAGAGUUGGCAGAAUGUCUCAAUCUGCACACUAUCCGGGAUCGCAUGUGGCAGGUCCAGGCCUGCUCAGCGCUUACUGCUGAGGGAGUCCAGGAUGGUAUGACCUGGGUUUGCAGAAAUAUAUCAUUUCGGAAGAAAUAAUUCCAGAAGCAAAAGAUCCUUGAAGAGUUACAGUCGCACUUUACAUUUGACCUAUCCAGUCAUUUUAUGGCCAGGACAAGUAGGUGACAGAUUGUGUUUUGUUUUUUUGAUUUUUUCUAAUGAUUUUAUUUUUGCCACACUGUCUUCACUUGGAAUUACGAAAAACAUGUAGAAACUGUCAGUACAGUGAUUCCACACAUUAACCUCUUUCCCCUUAUAAAUGUAAAUCAUGAAAUGUAAAUACUGUAUAAAGGCUGUUUUAUUCAAAUUGCUGUUUGUGCAAAUUUUUUUGUAAUGUGGCACUUUUAAUGCUCAGGUAUGUAGACACUGAAUAAACAAUAAGUAUU
This is a messenger RNA of Lates calcarifer (barramundi perch), 1259 nucleotides long. RefSeq names its product ADP-ribosylation factor-like protein 3. Gene Ontology annotation, biological process: cilium assembly. Bases 364 to 912 code for a protein of 182 amino acids. Gene Ontology annotation, cellular component: microtubule cytoskeleton; cytoplasm. The transcript has 6 exons. Gene Ontology annotation, molecular function: GTP binding; GTPase activity. NCBI's taxonomy places the organism in Eukaryota, Metazoa, Chordata, Actinopteri, Centropomidae. The record is from RefSeq and is a predicted model, not a curated record.